Molecule: messenger RNA, 1466 nt
Organism: Manduca sexta (tobacco hornworm)
Lineage: Eukaryota; Metazoa; Arthropoda; Insecta; Lepidoptera; Sphingidae
Product: HIG1 domain family member 1A, mitochondrial
Exons: 3
Coding region: 253-549 (98 amino acids)
Biological process (GO): mitochondrial respirasome assembly
Cellular component (GO): mitochondrion
Source: RefSeq, a predicted model, not a curated record
UACCACAUUUUUUGUGAACGUGUGUGAAUUUAAAAGACCUUCAUGAAUGUGGUUUUCAUUUUUAUGAUCUUGAUAUGAUCAUACUACUUACCAAGCUAAUGGACGACUGUCCAGUACUUUUAGUACCUACCUAAGUGAUGUCACUGUUUAAAACAAUUGAACGUUAAACAUCGUUCAAUUGAGGCUCGGACUGCAGUGUUGAUAAGUGAGAGAGUAUUAUUUUUUAUCAGACUUAAACUGAGAGCCCUUAACAUGUCACAGGAAAAACCAAACUAUUAUGAUUACCAUGAAGAAACUCAAAAGGAAAAACUUAUAAGAAAAUCAAAAGAAUCUCCUUUUAUGGUCGUUGCUAUCGCAGGACUAGUGACGGCAGUCGGUUUUGGCGCCUACUCGUACAAAAGGCGUGGCGCAAUGAGUACGAGCGUGUUCCUCAUGCAGUUCCGAGUGAUAGCUCAGGGCACGGCCGUCGGCGCGCUUACCGCCGGCAUGACCUACACACUCUAUAAUACUUAUAUUAACAAGACCGCGAAAAAAACUAAUGAACACUGAUGCAAUUCAAAUUAUUCACCUACCUACCUAUAUGUAGCUAAGUACAAUAUGUAUUUUAAUAUCAGAAAACUCAGUUCCUGGAGAACUAUGUUAACCGAAAGUUUAAUUAGUUCAAUGAUAAGAUGGCCAAGACAAUAUUUUCAAAAUACUUCUUGGCACCAAAAUAAAACCAACCUACAAUAUUAGAAAUACGUUGUUAUAACUUAAGGUGAUACCUCAAGGUCCAUUUUCAUACAUUUUGUUUCACUUUUAAUCUGGAUAACUAAACAAGUAUUGGCAAGUAAAGAAUAAUCAUGGAUAUUUCGGCCUUUAAAAUUUCGUCAUAUUAAAUUUUUAAGGCUGAAAUAUCCAUGAUUAUUAAUUAUUUUUACGUUUUUCUUUCAACUGCGAGAACUAACCACUAACUAGACGUGAAUUUAAAUUCUUUACUUGCCAAUACUUGUUUAGUUACCCAGAUUAAAGGUGAAAAAAAAUGUAUGAAAAUGGACCUUGACGUAUCGCCUUAAGUAUUAUAACAGCUAGUCAUUCAAUUAUUGUACCUACAUACCUCUCUACCAAGCGUUUCCUCACUCUAUUCAAUGUUGGUUCGCAAUAAAAAGGCAUAGAAAAUUAAAUGCUUGAGACGCAUGACCAAAAGAGAUAUGUACGAGGACUUCUUUGGGACAGUAUCAAAAUACGUGUUGAUAUCAUUCGGAAAUAACUCUUAAGACCAAAAAAAUAAGAGCUUGUCACGCUGUUGUAACUUAUAUUAUCAGUUAGAUAAAGUAAGUUAAUAUUGAUGUAUGUAAUAUGUACCCACAGAGGUUUAGAUUAUUGUGGAAUGUAUGGAUUUAGAAUUAUUGUAAUAAUUGUGUUACAAAUGUGUUUAAUUGAAUAUUUAUGCAAUAAAUUGUAAGAUACGAAUUUUUUCUCCACCA